Messenger RNA from Lathyrus oleraceus (garden pea), 429 nucleotides. RefSeq lists its product as uncharacterized. The record is from RefSeq and is a predicted model, not a curated record. The coding region runs from base 1 to 429 and encodes 142 amino acids. Gene Ontology annotation, molecular function: zinc ion binding; nucleic acid binding. The transcript has a single exon. Lineage: Eukaryota; Viridiplantae; Streptophyta; Magnoliopsida; Fabales; Fabaceae.
AUGUAUGAUGAGGAUAACAGAGCUAGAUCUACAUACUACAAGAGUGUUGUUGAGAAGAAGGGUGGGAAGCCAUUUCUUAGGAAACCGUAUUUGACUCCAGCUAAGAAAGGGAAGCAGAAGAAGUCUGCAGACGGGAAAGAGACAAGCGGGGGAGGAGUUCUGCUGAAGUGUUUUAAGUGUGGGGAGUUGGGGAACUGUGCUAAUAAAUGUAAGAACGCAGUCUUGAAGUGUUACAAUUGUGGGAAGGCAGAUCACCGCAAGGUUGAAUGCAGAAGUAAUAGGCUAACUUAUUUUAACUAUGGUGAGCAGGAUCACAUCAGUACCCAAUGUCAGAAGCCAAAAAGGGCGUCAGCUACUGCUGCUCAGACUACUGGUAGAGUUUUUUCUUUUAGUGGUGCAGACAUCUCGAAUUCAGAUAAUUUUAUUUGA